UCACUUCUAAGUACAAUGGCUGUUUGGUGCUGGACGCUGCUUUUUCCUGCUCUUGCUGUUAUUCUCUUCUCUCCUCUGCGUUGUGCUUCCCAAAAAGUUCCAAACUACAGAUUUAUGCACAAUGCAACGACAGCAGCAAACAUUUCACACUAUGACUACAUCGUAAUAGGAGGAGGCACAGCAGGUUGCCCUUUAGCUGCGACUCUGUCCCAAAAUUACAGCGUGUUGGUGUUGGAACGCGGUGGGUCACCCUAUGGCAACCCCAACAUCACAAACUUAGGAGCCUUUGGUGCUGCCCUCUCUGACACAUCCCCUACCUCUCCCGCUCAGCGUUUCAUCUCUCAAGACGGUGUCAUCAACUCAAGAGCUCGAGUCCUUGGUGGCGGUAGUUGUUUGAACGCUGGCUUUUACACUCGUGCUAGCCCUCAAUAUGUCAGGGAAGCGGGUUGGGAUGAAAGGACAGUGAAAGAAUCAUACGAAUGGGUGGAGAAGAAGGUGGCGUUUGAGCCACAGGUGCAGCAGUGGCAAUCAGCUGUGCGGGAUGGAUUGUUGGAGGUGGGAGUGGUACCCAACAAUGGCUUCACUUAUGAUCAUAUUGAUGGGACUAAGGUAGGGGGCACCAUCUUUGACGAGCAUGGUAACAGGCACACCGCUGCUGAUCUUUUGGAAUAUGCCAACCCCACUGGAAUCACUGUGCUUUUACAUGCCACCGUGCAUAGGAUCUUGUUUAGAAUGAAAGGUACUUCAAGGCCCAUGGCCCAUGGAGUGGUGUUCAGGGAUGCAUUGGGGCGUAGACACAAGGCGUACCUGAAGCCCGGGCCGAAGAACGAGAUAAUUGUUUCGGCGGGUGCACUUGGAAGCCCCCAACUUCUAAUGUUGAGUGGAAUUGGGGCAGCAGAGCAGCUUAAGAGGCAUAACAUAAGAAUAACAUUGGAGCAACCAUUGGUAGGACAGGGAAUGUCAGAUAACCCAAUGAACGCCAUAUUUGUGCCUUCUCCUGUACCCGUAGAGGUGUCGCUAAUUGAGAUUGUUGGCAUCACCAAUUUUGGGAGCUACAUUGAAGCUGCCAGUGGUGAAAACUUUGCCGGUGGUUCCCCAAGAGACUACGGAAUGUUCUCCCCCAAGAUUGGUCAACUGUCCACGGUGCCCCCAAAGCAAAGGACAGCAGAAGCCCUGGCAAAGGCAACAGAAAUGAUGGAGAGUCUUGACGAAGCAGCCUUCAGAGGUGGAUUCAUCCUGGAGAAAAUCAUGGGUCCAAUAUCAACGGGUCAUUUGGAGCUCCGAACCCGUGAUCCAAAUGAUAACCCGUUGGUGACCUUCAACUACUUCCAAGAUCCACGAGACUUAGAGAGAUGCGUCAAAGGCCUUAGCACCGUGGAAAAGAUAAUAGAAUCCAAGGCAUUCUCUCCAUUCAGAUACCAGAACAUGCCACUGUCCAUGCUUUUGAACUUGACCGCAAGUUCCCCUGUUAACUUGUUGCCCAAACACAUCAAUUCCUCAUUGUCUCUCCAGCAGUUCUGCAAAGACACUGUCAUGACCAUUUGGCAUUACCAUGGUGGCUGCCAAGUUGGCAAAGUCGUUGAUAGAGACUAUAAAGUUCUUGGUGUCGACGCUUUGCGUGUUAUUGAUGGUUCCACCUUUAACUACUCUCCCGGAACUAAUCCUCAGGCCACUGUGAUGAUGCUUGGCAGGUAUAUGGGAGUCAAAAUAUUGAGUGAGAGACUUGGUGCAGCUGCUGAUGAAACAGAAGCAGCUGUGUAGUGUUUCUCUGUUAGAGGUUUUCAUCAAAAGGUGUCAUCAUGUCACCGAGGAAAAACCAAUUCUUGCGAGAAUCUAAUUUAUGAAGAAACGUUACAGUGAGAACAAUAAGAAAUCAAACAAUAUUCAUGUAAUUGAUGAAUUUAAACCAACAGUGGUAAAAGAAAUAUUCUUUUCUUGUU
Molecule: messenger RNA, 1940 nt
Organism: Abrus precatorius (Indian licorice)
Lineage: Eukaryota; Viridiplantae; Streptophyta; Magnoliopsida; Fabales; Fabaceae
Product: protein HOTHEAD-like
Exons: 6
Coding region: 16-1761 (581 amino acids)
Molecular function (GO): oxidoreductase activity, acting on CH-OH group of donors; flavin adenine dinucleotide binding
Source: RefSeq, a predicted model, not a curated record